AUGACAUCGUCGGUUAUGAGGCUCGGUCUGUUGUUCCUACUAGCCCAUAACUUCGGGUCAGACGCCUGCCCUGAACAAUGUGCAUGUUUGUCUUACGUCAACUGCAUGGGCCGAGCCCUGACGGAAAUACCCGAAGGUUUGCCGAACGACACCACCACUCUGGACCUGCGCCUGAACAACUUAGGCCGCCUAGCGGAAGGGAUGUUUACUGCAGUUCCAAAGCUCAUCUACCUACACCUGGACUCAACAAACAUACAUGAAAUACACGACUUUGCCUUCAUCAACCUAAACCGUUUACACCACUUAUAUCUGUCACAAAACAGCCUCUCCACAGUCCCCUGUGCAGCCUUACAGGUGAUACCAAAUCUUACACAUCUCCGUUUGAGUGGGAACAUCAUUUCAACAAUCCCUCCAAACUGCUUCGAAGGAAUUCACAACCUAUAUGGGAUAGAACUGGACUACAAUCAGAUACAAAGCUUGCACGAAGACACGUUUGCCGGGCUCCAUGAAUUACGCGACUUGAAUAUCGCGUUUAACAGACUCGCGGCAAUACCUGUUCAGGCUUUCCAGCAGAUUCCAAACCUGCAAACUCUUCGCCUUGACGGGAAUCCGGUCCAAGUGAUCAGAGCAGACGACUUUUCCAACACCACCCGCCUGGUUUCUCUGUCUCUCGGUAACCUAGGCAACGAACUUGACAUUCGUGAAGGCGCCCUGUCUCACCUCAGUCUUGUAGAACUGAGUUUGUCAGACAACGAUCUCCAGGAUCUGCCUGUUUCUGUACGAAAUCUGACCUCGCUUCUGCAGUUUGACCUUCGCGGAAACUUCUUCCCCAUCAUAUUCGAAUCCUGGUUCGAAAACAUGGCGGAACUGCAGACCUUGAACUUGGCGUCCGUGAGUCUACAGUUUCUGUUCGAGCCUGCUCUCCGUGGACUGUUCUCCCUCCGUACUCUCUAUCUGAACCACAACGCGCUGGAAUCUCUGUUCGAGACGACUUUUCAGGACACCCCAGCUCUGAAGUCUCUACAGGUCAACAACAACGAGUUACAGACCUUACCAGGGGGACUAUUUGCAGGUCUUACUGCGCUAGAGAGCCUAUUUCUUUAUAACAAUAAGUUAGUCCAGCUUCCAGCCGAACUGUUUACAGAUACUGUAUCGCUGAAGUACUUGUAUCUAUCUGGUAACAGGCUGACAUCUCUUCCAGAGGAGGUUUUUCAUGGACUACACUCAUUGUCCUUUCUUGAUCUUUCGCUCAAUCGCUUGGAAGAGCUACCUGAGGGAUUAUUCGACAAUUUGACGUCACUUGAGCUACUCUAUCUCCAUGGUAACUUACUCACUGAAGUCCCGUCUAGUCUCGCGAGAAUGAUGACGCAGUUGAGGGAAGUAAGCUUGGACGAUAACCCGAUAGAGAUCGACUAG
Molecule: messenger RNA, 1416 nt
Organism: Branchiostoma belcheri (Belcher's lancelet)
Lineage: Eukaryota; Metazoa; Chordata; Leptocardii; Amphioxiformes; Branchiostomatidae
Product: chondroadherin-like protein
Exons: 1
Coding region: 1-1416 (471 amino acids)
Cellular component (GO): extracellular matrix
Molecular function (GO): protein binding
Source: RefSeq, a predicted model, not a curated record